Molecule: messenger RNA, 138 nt
Organism: Racocetra persica
Lineage: Eukaryota; Fungi; Glomeromycota; Glomeromycetes; Diversisporales; Gigasporaceae
Source: the annotation of a GenBank genome assembly
CCUGUUUCCGAUAAUAAAUAUGGGAUUACGAUCAUGAACACAGUUAUGAACACAGUUAUGAACACAGUUAUGAACACAGUUAUAAACACAGUUAUAAACACAGUUAUAAACACAGUUAUGAACACAAUUAUAAACACA